Messenger RNA from Drosophila teissieri, 938 nucleotides. RefSeq lists its product as uncharacterized. The transcript is spliced from 2 exons. Lineage: Eukaryota; Metazoa; Arthropoda; Insecta; Diptera; Drosophilidae. The record is from RefSeq and is a predicted model, not a curated record. The coding region runs from base 234 to 830 and encodes 198 amino acids.
GUUUAUUAGUUCGGCUUUUUGGCUGCCAGGAAACGGUUGUCAACGAAGGCGCUUUAUUGAUAUUCCACUAUUACAAAAGGUUGCAAUGGGGAGUGGACUCUUUCCGAAUAAUAUUCACUUGAAUAUUCAUUACAAGGCCCAUUAGGCAGCCUGUCUUCGUGGGACUCCAUGAGUUGGAGUUGAGAUCCGACGCAGCAGUUCACCCAGAGAUUUCAGUAGAUGCAGUUGGGAAAAUGUCUGUGCUUCAGAUUGUAUUUUUGCUGAUCCUGGUCAAUAGCAACGGAUCUCAGAAAACCGAAAUGGACGUGGAUGAGGAUGGAGACCCAGAUCAGUUAGGACCAGAACCCAUCGACGGACGAUCGUUUUUCUUUCUGGGCACCUUGUUUCGGCGCUGGCGUAACCGUUGGAUGGCCUAUCACAAUCCGGACCCCAUUUUCGCCGGCCCCGCUUAUCCCAUAUCUGGGUAUUACAAUUGCCCCGUAUAUGGCUGCAACCCGGCGGCUAUUGGUCCACAACCAGGUUACUACGCUACACCCGCCGGAUUUUACACCAUGCCCCUGAAUCAGCAGCAGGCUCAGGGGAACAGCAAUGUCUAUAUCUAUCAGAGUGAUCAAAAUUCUGCAUCGGCUGGAACUCCCAUUGGAUAUGGGUAUCUCAGUGGGACAUCGCCCAUAAGACCAGCUCCGCCUUUUCCUCCACCACCAACUGGUAUGCCACCGCCUUCAUCCGUUGGUACGGUAACGGCGACCGCAGGUGUGUAUUCUGGACCAGGAGCAGGACCUGGACAACGGCCAGGACCGUUUCCAAUACCCCUACCUCAGCUGGGGUGAAUGGGAAUAACAAGUAGCUGGAGGAAGCGCUCGCCCAAGUAAACAGAGCAGACAAAGUAAAAGAAAACAAUACAAUUUUAAUUGAAAUGUGUGUGUCAAAAAAAGUUA